Bufo gargarizans (Asiatic toad) is the source of this 1446-nucleotide messenger RNA. Its product is annotated as transcription factor Sox-21. The coding region runs from base 249 to 1055 and encodes 268 amino acids. NCBI's taxonomy places the organism in Eukaryota, Metazoa, Chordata, Amphibia, Anura, Bufonidae. Gene Ontology annotation, molecular function: RNA polymerase II cis-regulatory region sequence-specific DNA binding; DNA-binding transcription factor activity, RNA polymerase II-specific. The transcript is spliced from 2 exons. Gene Ontology annotation, biological process: anatomical structure morphogenesis; cell differentiation; regulation of DNA-templated transcription. The record is from RefSeq and is a predicted model, not a curated record.
CCCAGUCAGAGUGAGAGAAGGCAGGGCACGAACCCGGAGAACCAGUGAGAGCCCAGAGGAUGCCAUGUGUGCAGGUCCCAGGCUGGCCGCCCGGAGGUGCCCGCUCUCCUACCUAUGCCAACACUCCACAAGUCUUCUGUGUGACCCCCUCACCAUGACGACCCCCUCAUAAACUCCACUUCUAACAACCGGCCAACAUUUGGAAAGAGCCAUCCAGGACUUGCUGUGGAGUUCUCAGACCGCUGGAGAUGUCUAAGCCGGUGGACCAUGUGAAGAGACCUAUGAACGCUUUCAUGGUGUGGUCCAGAGCUCAGAGGAGGAAAAUGGCCCAGGAGAACCCCAAAAUGCACAACUCGGAAAUCAGCAAGAGGCUGGGGGCAGAAUGGAAGCUGCUGACGGAGUCGGAGAAGAGACCCUUCAUAGACGAGGCCAAGAGGCUGCGAGCCAUGCACAUGAAGGAGCACCCGGACUACAAGUACCGGCCCCGCAGGAAGCCCAAGACUCUGCUCAAGAAGGACAAGUUUGCCUUUCCUAUGCCGUACAGCCUGGCCGGGGACCAUGAGGGACUGAAGGCUGCCGGUAUACACGGUGCCGGGGUACUUACUGACUCUUUGCUCUCCAACCCUGAGAAGGCGGCUGCAGCUGCGGCGGCGGCGGCCGCGCGCGUCUUCUUCCCCCACUCAGCAGCGGCAGCGGCGGCGGCUGCUGCUGGCGGCGCCUCCAGUCACUACUCCCUAUUUGACCUGAGCUCCAAGAUGGCAGAGAUCACAUCCAGCUCUUCCUCCCUCCCUUAUGCCUCAUCUAUCGGAUACCCACAGUCCAGCGGAGGGGGCUUCCCGGGGGUGGCAGCGGCGGCAGCUGCAGCAGCGGCUGCCAGUGGUGGGCACACUCACUCUCACCCCUCUCCUGGAAACCCCGGCUACAUGAUCCCCUGUAACUGCACGGGAUGGCCCAGUCCAGGACUGCAGCCCCCCUUAGCCUACAUCCUCUUCCCAGGAAUGGGGAAACCUCAGUUGGACCCUUACCCUGCCACAGCUUAUGCAGCAGCAUUAUGACAGCAUGGCAGCCCUUGGCAGGGCACUCGGCACCCAGGUGUCACUCCAUGUGGGACAUAUGAACUCGCUCCUGGGAAGUCCUGUGUGUGGAAUUUCUAGCGCUCAUGCACCAUGGUUGGGUAUUUGUCUUUUUCUAUGCUGUGAAAAUAUGGAAAUAUGUGAGCAUUUGUGAUGAUGGCACGGGUCAUCUGUGGUACCUACUGUGCAUAUCAUGCUCCUUCAGUGUGGAGGUGCUUGUGGUCAUCAAAGUCCUAUGCAAGUCCCUCUACUACUGAAUCGGUGGGGAGAAGGUCGCCCCAACAAGCAAAGAACAUUUCAGAAGUCACCUUUUGCCUCUUUCUGCACUUGUAUGAUGAAAUGGACUCCAUGAUCUUCCCCUGCAUGCACUUGC